Molecule: messenger RNA, 333 nt
Organism: Orbilia oligospora ATCC 24927
Lineage: Eukaryota; Fungi; Ascomycota; Orbiliomycetes; Orbiliales; Orbiliaceae
Exons: 2
Coding region: 1-333 (110 amino acids)
Source: RefSeq, a predicted model, not a curated record
AUGACGCUUUGCUACCCUAGCAUCCCAUUCAUCGGGCAGGCCCAAUCGCUUCACCGAAUUAGGCUAUCUGCACCAUUCUUGGACACAGAAGUCGUCUACCUCUUCAACCCAAUGAUUGGAUGGUUUUUCGAAGAUGCGCAUGCGAGACUUGGCCGUAUGUGCCUCCACUACCGGGAACAUGGAGUUGGUACACAUGGCAUCCAUUUCAUCCAUCAUCCACUACUUCUUUUUCAGGGCGGCCGAUUAAUCGAGCAAAUAGCCGUAGAUCACGGCAGUGUGAGAUUCGAAGUACAGGUUGUUUUCCCUUGGUACACCCAACCAAGGAAUUUAUGA